UUUUUUAGGGCAGUUUUCAUCGCUGGCGUGUGGUGAACACAUUUAAUUAAGCACCGAAUCAUGUCCUACUUCACAAAGAGAGGCGUACUUCUUUUGAUUUACUGCUGUUUUCUACCCGUUAGCUCCCAAGAUGUGGAUGAGUGUCAAACGGGGUCCUACAUCUGUCACGCGUUUGCUCAAUGUGUAAAUGUGAUUGGCUCGUAUGAUUGCAUCUGCAAACCUGGAUAUGAAGGAGAUGGUGAACAGUCUUGCUCAGCAUGUAGAGAGUCGUCUGUGAUAGCUACAAGUUCUUGUGCAGACGUCUUGGCGAUAGGAACAAGUACAACUGGUAUGAUAUAUUCAAACAAGAGUGGAAACUAUUUGAAUAGCAUGAACUGCUACUGGAUGUUUUCUGCGGACGAAGAUAUUGAACUAAAAUUCAUCAGAUUUGUCACAGAGAGCUGCUGUGAUAUUGUUUCUGUGUACAACGGCCCGUCCUCAUCCUCCUCUUUGUUUGGCCAAUAUAAGGGAACCGUUCUGCCUGGGCUAUCUUCAGCUGACCAGCUGUAUGUUACUUUUACAAGUGACGGUUCUGUUACAAAUUCUGGAUUUCACGCAGCAUACCAUAUAAAAGGACAGCCGUUUGUGGUGGCUUCAAGUUCAUGUACAAACUUAUUAACUGUUGAAUCCUACACCAGUGGUAUUAUAUUCUCUAACAUGUUUGAACGCUACAAUAACAGCCUGAGCUGCAAGUGGAUUAUAACUUCCAAUACAAGGCUGGAACUCGCAUUCAUUAGAUUCGAAACCGAGUCUAGUUAUGACAAAGUUAAGGUGUAUAAUGGCCCACAUUCUUCUUCUACACUGAUCGGCCAAUAUGGUGGAAGUUCGCUGCCUGGUCGCAUUACAAGCUCUUCUUCUGAGCUCUAUGUUACUUUUACAAGUGACGGAUCAGUUACAAAGUCGGGAUUCGUUGCAAACUACCACAUUUACGGGGAGCCAUACGUAACGGUCUCAAGUUCAUGUGCGAACGUUGUAACGUUUCGAUCAAGUUCAAGUGGAAUGAUAUAUUCAAACAGGGUUGGUGUUCAUGGACGCCAUAUGAAAUGCAGUUGGAACAUAACUUCCAAUAAAAACAUCGAACUAAUAUUCUUCAGGUUCGAGGUAGAAUCAGGGUAUGACUACGUCUACGUGUAUAAUGGUGGAUCUCCUUCCUCCCCUUUGAUUGGGAAGUACCAUGGAAACAUUCUACCUGGAGUCAUUAGAAGUACAUACAACAAGCUUCAUGUCGUUUUUACUAGUGAUUUGUCAGUGGAAAAGUCUGGAUUUGCGGCAAGUUACCACGUUGCUGACUCGAUUCGCCUCACAAACGGAAAAACACCUCUAAAUGGAAGAGUGGAAGUUUUUUCUAGGGGCAAAUGGGGAACUAUUUGCGACGACGACUGGGACAUGAGAGACGCUGAUGUGGCCUGCAGACAACUUGGAUUCCCUCCCGCCAUUCAAGCCUUUGACCGAGCCACGCAUGGUCAAGGAUCUGGUCAGAUAUGGAUUGAUAACUUGAAUUGCUCGGGAUUUGAGAUGCGUAUCGACAAGUGCAAGCAUCGCGGAUGGGGAACCCAUAAUUGUGGUCACGGAGAAGACGCCAGUUUAGAAUGUUCCCCGACAAUACCUUGAUCGAGUGAACUUUAAUGAAGGUUAUUGCUAGAAUCGUUUAACUGAAAGUAAGCCGGAGACAUAAAUAAGAAAAGUUUUCCAAAUAUGCCAUGUAACCUUUCGUUUUAAAUAAAUACAUGUAAUAUAAUACCAA
Molecule: messenger RNA, 1783 nt
Organism: Stylophora pistillata
Lineage: Eukaryota; Metazoa; Cnidaria; Anthozoa; Scleractinia; Pocilloporidae
Product: deleted in malignant brain tumors 1 protein-like
Source: RefSeq, a predicted model, not a curated record